Molecule: messenger RNA, 2734 nt
Organism: Verruconis gallopava
Lineage: Eukaryota; Fungi; Ascomycota; Dothideomycetes; Venturiales; Sympoventuriaceae
Exons: 3
Coding region: 152-2398 (748 amino acids)
Biological process (GO): regulation of DNA-templated transcription
Cellular component (GO): nucleus
Molecular function (GO): transcription cis-regulatory region binding; DNA-binding transcription factor activity, RNA polymerase II-specific; zinc ion binding
Source: RefSeq, a predicted model, not a curated record
CGCCCGCCCAAGGCUCGCAGGCACAAUUCCUCAACCCGAUUUCGCACCAUCCCACCUACCAUCUGCGACUCUGCGAUCUAUCAAGCUGCACCCCGAUAGCGGAGGUCAUCAGAGACAGAGCGGACAUCAAGCAGUAUCACCAUCGGUGGCUAUGGAUGCAGCCUCAGUUCUGGCCAAUUCGCAUCCAGACUCGCUCAACGUCUUCCAAAGUCCGCCCCCUCAACUUCCUCCCUACGGUUUUCCAGACCAGCUGCAGGUCACCCAGGAGGACGUCGGCACGGGCACCCCACCAAAUGUGCCCAAGUCGAAGCGGAGAAAGUUGUCAGCCUUCAACGAGGGCGUGAAGGGCCUGGACGACGCAGAGGGCGAAGCGGACAAUGCGCUGCAGCGGAAUGGCUCUGCGCGCAAGUCGCGACCGGCCGGAACAAAGAGGGCCUGCAACCAGUGUAGACAGCAAAAGCUGAAGUGCAACGUCAUUGAAAAUCCGUGGAAGAGCUGCGAUCGAUGCGUCAAACACAAGCUGGAUUGUGUCAUCACGGCGGACUUCAAGCGCGUCGGCAAGAGGUCGCAACAGGCGGAGCUGGAACGCAGCAACGAUGAGCUUCAAAGGCAGGUGGUCGAGCUCACGCGCGCUCUCGCUGCGCGGGACCAGAAUGGCGGCUUGUACGAACAGCAUCUGCGGCGCCAGCUCGAGGAAGCAAAUAUGGCAAACUUCACUGCAACGCCACCGACGGCCGACGACGGCUCUCACGACGCGGCUCUGCUGCUAAAUCUCAAACAGUCGGACCCCAACAGAGCCACCCCGCUGGGAAGGAUCACACCCAUGGGCAGAACGCAGGCGUUGGAAAGCGUUAUACUGACGCCUGACAUGAUUGAUAGCCUCUGGGCAGAAUACUACACCCGCUACCACGAGUAUCUGCCUGUCCUUGAACCCGAUGUUGACAACCCAGACCAUGUUCUGCAGCGUUCGCGGUUUUUGUUCUGGACCAUUGUCAUGGUCGCUUCGCGACACUUUGCCCUUGACAGCACGUUAUUCUCUCGUCUCGAGCGACCAUACGAAAAGCUCGUCCGAGACACAAUCACCAGGCCGCCGACUCGUGAUCAGCAUCAUGCUGUCAAAGCGCUUUGUCUGCUUUGCACGUGGCCUCUUCCCGUUUCGAGCACAACGGAAGACAUGACGUUUGUCUACUCAGGCAUCAUGAUGAAGUUCGCCAUGCACCUUGGCAUCCAUCGACCUUCCAGCCCCACGGACUUCAACAACAUCCCCAUCAAUCUCCAGCAAGAUCAGGUGAAGGAUCGCCUACGAACCUGGGCCAUCUGCAACCUCGUUGCGCAAAAUGUCGCCACGAGCUUUGGACAACCUCCAGAGACGGUGUGGGACUCGACGUUACUGCCACGGGUAGGUGAAACGCCAGCCGCUUUACAAGCUCUUCAGAACCGCCUGAAGAUAGAACAAAAAGUGGACAAGGUAACGCGGACAGUGUAUUGUGGGGAUGCUUCCCCAAAGACAAUCAAGGCAUUAAAUGAUGAGCUGCAGGAACUCGCCUUGACCAUGGACCUGAAUAACGAUUUAGACAAUUUGUACUACCGCGCCUUGAUGCUUCAUUUCAAUUUAAAGGCAUUUUUUGCGAACCACGACUCGGAAGAUUAUGCCAUCGCGCUGCAAGCGCUGCACACGAGCACAAGGUACUUCCUCGAUGCUGCCUUCAAGCUUGAUCUUCUAUACGCACCGAAUUACAUCAUGCAAAUGUGCAUCGCGGCAGUGGUGUCCUUACUGAAGCUUCUGAAUUCAUUCUUUGGCUUCCAGGAGUACUCGGAACGCGAGUCUGGUGUUGAAAUGUUCUGGGAAGCGAUCAACCGCAUCCGAACGAUGAGUGUACGCCCGAACGAUCUGCCGCAACGACUAGCCGAGGUGUUUGCCCAGAUGUGGAACGCUUGGGAUACGCUCAACAGCGAGAGAGUUGGCGGGCCCAUCGCUGAAAGCGUCACAAACGGCGAGAUCGACUCGAGUCUGACGUUGAAGCGGCGAUAUCGCAUGAGCAUGUCUCACGUGUUUGACAGCGUCUGGCGGUGGAAGGAAGAGAUGCACGGUGAACGUGACAAGCUCAAGGACGCGUUGAAGAACCCAACCAGCCCGAUUGCAAUGACGCACCGGAGCAGCUCUAUGUCAAACGGUAGAAGACCAUCGAGCAGCAUGAUGGACGACGUUGACCACGUGACAACGAUGGCGAGUUUUGGUGCAUACGGUAGCCUGCCGCUCAGCGCGCCGCAGGACAUGACUUUCAGCACAGGCUACGACUUUUUUGACCCACUGGGGUGGGCAUUGAACAACGAGAUGGCCGGCAUGCCGAUUCCAGACGCCUUCGUACCGCAGCACAGCGGCAACAUGGGUUGGUAACGUCUUGGGGGUUAUGAUACGCGUAGAAACGGCCGUUAGUGGCAAGCAAAAAGGAUAUGACACAUAGCAAAGCGAUGCUACUGCCUGAGCAUCAACUGCGACCAAACUUGGCGGCCAUUUGCUUUCCCUAUUAUUGGCGUUGCAGCCUCCCACAAGGAACCAGCCUUCGGCUUUCGUCCUGUGGAAUUUGCUUGAUUUGUUUUUCGUUCUUUCAGUCUCUUUUUAUAACGACGUGAAGGCGGGAUACCCUGGAAGAAAAGAAUGCAAGAUUUGGUCUAGUUGCAACGGUUGGAUCUUAGAAAUUGAAGAAGAAUCCAAGGUCGUAGCCUCACUCUA